AGUUUGAGGGUGGGGUUGUUGAGUUUAGGGAUAAGCUGCGUAAGUAUGCUAUAGAAAUUGGCUUUUCAUAUGAGUUUGUUAGAAAUGACAAGGUUCGUGUUAUUGCUCAGUGUUCUAAGAAACAUUCUCAAGGCUGCAAUUGGCUGGUGAAGGCUUAUUUAUGUAGGGCUAAUGGUUUCUUUAUGAUUAAAAGGUUGGUUAAUGUUCACACUUGUCAUGGUGUGAUUCGUUUGCAGAAGAGUAAGAUGAUGGGAUCCAAGGUUGUCAAGUCUAUUGUGCUUGAUAAGAUUCGUGCCAAUCCAAACAAAAAGCCAAUUGAUAUAGCUGAUGAGAUCAAGAGUGAUUAUGGUUUGGAUGUUGCUUAUCGUACAGUUUGGUAUGGUACGGAGUUGGCAAAAACAGCCCUACAUGGUGAUGAAGCUGAGUCUUAUGCUCAGCUACUUUGGUUCAGUGAGUCUGUUAUGAAGUCAAACCCCGACUCUAGGAUAGUGGUUGAGUUUCAUCGAGAAACACACAGGUUUCAGCGUAUGUUUGUGAGCUAUGGUGCAUGGAUGAAGGGUUUUCAAUCUUGUAGACCUAUUCUUUUCAUUGAUGCUACAUUCAUCACCAACAAGUACAAGGGGCAGAUUAUUGCUGCAUCGGCAAAGGAUGCCAAUCAAGGCUUGUAUCCAGUUGCUUAUGCUAUUGUGGAUUCUGAAAAUGAGAGUAAUUGGAGAUUUUUUCUUGAGGUUUUGGCUGAAGAGUUUGCAAAACACCCUAUGAGGAGGGUGACAUUCAUUUCUGAUCGUCAUGUUGGGCUUGUUAGUGCUUUCCCUAGAGUGUUUCCUAAUAAUCCACAUGGGUUUUGUUUUAGACACCUGAUGUCUAACCUUUCUGACAAAUUUCCAGCUGGAUCUUACCUCAAGGAUCGGAUUCCUUACUUGUUUAUGUGUUGUGCUUAUUCUCGCACACCGGAGAUGUAUGAGUUCAACAUGGAAAUCUUGAGGAGUGCAGGCGGUGACAUAGUUGCUCAAUUUCUGGAGGAUCUUCCCAAGGAGAACUGGUGUAUGGCUUACUUUAAUGGUGAAAGAUUUGGUGAAAUGACAAAUAACUUGGCUGAGUCUUUCAAUAAUUGGGUGUUGCCUUUGAAGAGUCUUCCUAUUCUUGAUAUUAAUGAUGGCAUUAGAGUGAAGUCCAUGGCUUCAAUUGCUGCUCGGAAGCAGGAUGCUCAUGAAUGGUUGUCUGAGUUGUGCCCAGUGAUUGAAAAGAAGCUGAAGGACAAUUUGGAAGUCGGAAGGCAUUGGAGAGUGAGCAGGUCUGAUACCUAUGUGUAUGAAGUUCACUGCCAGAAGUACAAUAGCAUGGUAAAUUUGGAAACUCGGUUUUGUUCGUGUGGAGAAUGGCAGCUGUAUGGCUUCCCAUGUUCCCAUGCACUUGUAGUGAUCCAACAACAUGGUUGUUCCCCGUAUUUGUAUGUCAAUGAGCUCCGCCUUUGA
This is a messenger RNA of Rosa rugosa (rugosa rose), 1475 nucleotides long. RefSeq lists its product as uncharacterized. The record is from RefSeq and is a predicted model, not a curated record. The coding region runs from base 183 to 1475 and encodes 430 amino acids. The transcript has 3 exons. NCBI's taxonomy places the organism in Eukaryota, Viridiplantae, Streptophyta, Magnoliopsida, Rosales, Rosaceae. Gene Ontology annotation, molecular function: zinc ion binding.